AUGAAAAGAGAGUACGCAGCAGCGGCAGAGCAGCAAGAUCAGCACCUCCCACCCUCCACCACCGCUGACGUCCUCGACCACAAGUUCCACCUCCACCCGCAGCCGCACCUCCGCCGCCCCUACGCUGCCUCCGCCGAGUGCCUCCCGACCUCCGAGGACACCGAAAGCCUCAGCCCCACACGCCUGAACCCCCCGCUAGUCUCCGGCGACGGCGCCACUAUCGAAGUUGUCCGCCGCCCCCGUGGCCGGCCCCCGGGUUCCAAAAACAAACCGAAGCCGCCGGUCGUCCUCGCCCAGGACGCGCCGACCGGGCCGUCGAUGAGCCCGUACGUCCUCGAGCUGCCGGCCGGCGUCGACGUCAUCGACGCCACGGCGAGGUUUUGCCGGCGGAGGGGCGUCGGCCUCUGCGUCCUCAGCGGCAACGGCGUCGUCGCGAACGUUACCCUCAAACAGCCGUCCGCCACCCCCGGCGCCACCGUCACCUUCCACGGCCACUUCGACCUCCUCUCGAUCUCCGCAACCAUCCUUCCCGCCGGCUCUCCGCCCGCGGCGGCGGCGGCGAAUACGCCGUUCUCGAUAUCUCUGGCGGGGCCGCAGGGGCAGGUGGUGGGGGGACUGGUGGCGGGGCCGCUGGUAUCGGCGGGGACGGUGUACCUCGUCGCUGCAACAUUCAACAGCCCGUUGUUUGAGCGGCUGGGGGUGGCCGAUCACGACGGAGGCGCGGCCGGGGACGGCGGCCGCGAUUCCCCGCAGAAUGUUUCCACUCCGAUGUACAGCUACGAGGCGGCGGAUGUCAUCUGGGCGCCCACCGCAAGGCAGCCGCAGCCGCAGCCUCCCUACUGA
Striga asiatica is the source of this 843-nucleotide messenger RNA. The record is from the annotation of a GenBank genome assembly. NCBI's taxonomy places the organism in Eukaryota, Viridiplantae, Streptophyta, Magnoliopsida, Lamiales, Orobanchaceae.